This is a messenger RNA of Ficedula albicollis (Collared flycatcher), 1617 nucleotides long. RefSeq names its product carbonic anhydrase 5A (gene CA5A). Gene Ontology annotation, cellular component: mitochondrion; cytoplasm. The coding region runs from base 135 to 914 and encodes 259 amino acids. The transcript is spliced from 7 exons. Lineage: Eukaryota; Metazoa; Chordata; Aves; Passeriformes; Muscicapidae. The record is from RefSeq and is a predicted model, not a curated record. Gene Ontology annotation, molecular function: carbonate dehydratase activity; zinc ion binding.
CUCUCAAAAUUCUUCCUGGAGAAGCCUGGCCACCCCUCAGUGGAGCUGUAGCCCAUAGGAUUUUUUUAUUGGUGAUGCUGUUGGGCUGCGGGAGGCUCUGCUGAGGGAGCAGUGAAGGGUUUGGAUGAGCAGCGAUGAGCGGGGUGAAGGUGACAGCCCUGGGGCGUCUCUGCCAGCAGCUGAGAGCCCUGCGGGCUGUGCCAGCACGGCCCUGCAGCCUGGCCGCCUGCUCCAGCAAAACCAGGAAUGCCGCCUUGCAUCCGCUGUGGCAGAGCCCGCUGACAAUUCCCGGGGGCACCCGCCAGUCUCCCAUCAACAUCCAGUGGAGGGACAGUGUUUAUGAUCCCUUCCUGAAGCCCCUGAAGAUCAGCUACGACCCCACCACCUGUCUUCACAUCUGGAACAAUGGCUACUCCUUCCUGGUGGAGUUUGAUGAUUCUGCUGAUAAAUCAAUCAUCGUUGGAGGUCCCUUGGAAAACCAGUACAGGCUGAAGCAGUUCCACUUCCACUGGGGAGCUAUCAAUGACUGGGGCUCAGAGCACACAGUUGACAGCAAAUUUUACCCAGCAGAGCUGCAUUUGGUGCACUGGAAUGCUGUGGAUUACCCGAGUUUUGAGGAUGCUGUCAUGGAAGGGAAUGGCCUGGCUGUUAUUGGAGUGUUCUUGAAGCUGGGAGCACGGCACGAAGGGCUGCAGACCCUGGUGGAUGCCCUGCCUGCAGUCAGACACAAGGACACUGUGAUUGAGUUUGAUGAGUUUGACCCCUCCUGUCUGAUCCCUUCCUGCCCUGAUUACUGGACCUACGCUGGCUCCUUGACCACUCCCCCCCUCACUGAGUCAGUCACGUGGAUCAUUAAGAAGAAACCAAUCGAGGUGGAUGAGGAUCAGGUGCAGCGGAAUAACUUGGGGGCCUGAGGAGAGCUAAUGCCCAGGGCCGGGCUGAUAACAACACUCGGCAUUUGCCAAGGGCUUUGAAGAUAUCGAGCGCUCUGGGAACACACCCCGAUGCCAGGCUGGUGUUUUCUCAGCAAUACAAAUGGAAAAACAGUUGCAGAAUGAACUCCCGUGGAUUAAUCUGCCAGAGAGUCAAGCACGAGGUUGGCUUGUUCAGUGACUGCUGCUGCACGGCCUCUGGAGCCUGGGAUUUCCAGGUUCUGAGCUGUGAGACCCAGAAAAAAUUCCCUUCUGGAAGAAUUAGAACAGGAUAACUCUGUCCCACCCUUUUGAGAGUUCAUGGAAAUGUCUGUGUAGGUUGAAAUCAGGUGUAAAAUGCCCAUGGAGGAAUUCUUGGGGCCAGGAUUUGGACUUGAUCCCUCUGAGUCCCUCCCAGCUCAGGAGAUUCUGGUUCUAGGUCAUUAUUGGCCUUGAAGAACUUGACCUGGAGCACUGGAGAAGUAAAUCCCUCGAUAAAUGAUUUUAUUUCCUCAAGUAUAAAACUGAGUUUGAGUAUUCAUCUGAAAACACCUGAAGCAAAUACUUAAUUUCAAUCCCAAUCCUGGCUGCUGAAUCCUGAUGCAACAAAGCUGACACAGGGAUAAUCCCAUAUGUUGUAAGUAUUGGCUUCUUCUCCUGAUUUCAUAAUCCUGGGGUAAAUCAUGAAAUGCAGUAACAAAAAUGG